AUGUCUCAGGCGCUUAACAAGACGCGCAGAAAGAAGAAUGUCAAGAAGGGUAUCCAGUUCUGUCUGAUGGUCUGUGGUGCCUCUGGUACCGGCCGGACGACCUUUGUCAACACCCUCUGCGGCAAGCAGGUGCUCGGACACAAGGAGGUCGACGACCCAACAACGGCACACGUCGAGGAGGGCGUCAAGAUCAAGCCCAUCACAGUCGAACUCGACGAGGAGGGCACCCGCAUCUCGCUCACCAUUGUUGACACACCCGGAUUUGGAGACCAGAUCGACAACGAGGCCAGCUUCUCAGAGAUCGUCGGCUACCUCGAGCGACAGUACGACGGCAUUCUCGCAGAGGAAUCGCGUAUUAAGCGUAACCCCCGAUUCCGCGACGACCGUGUACAUGUCCUGCUCUACUUCAUCACACCCACCGGUCACGGUCUCCGUGAACUCGACAUUGAGCUUAUGAAGCGCCUCUCACCCCGCUGCAACGUCAUCCCCGUCAUCGGCAAGGCUGACUCCCUCACACCCGCCGAGCUCGCCGAGUCGAAGAAGCUGGUCAUGGAGGACAUUGAGCACUACCGCAUCCCCGUGUACAACUUCCCCUACGACAUCGAGGAGGACGAUGAGGACACCGUCGAGGAGAACGCCGAGCUCCGCGGCCUGAUGCCCUUCGCUAUCGUUGGAUCCGAGGACAUUGUUGAGAUCAACGGCCGACGGGUACGGGCACGCCAAUACCCCUGGGGUAUCGUCGAGGUCGACAACCCCCGCCACUCCGACUUCCUGGCUGUGCGAAGUGCCCUCCUCCACAGCCAUCUUGCCGAUCUCAAGGAGAUUACGCAUGACUUCCUAUACGAGAACUACCGUACCGAGAAGCUUAGUAAGAGUGUCGAAGGUGGUGCUGCUGCUGACUCGUCGAUGAACCCCGAGGAUCUUGCCAGCCAGUCAGUGCGCUUGAAGGAGGAGCAACUGCGACGCGAAGAGGAGAAGCUGCGCGAGAUCGAAGUCAAGGUCCAGCGCGAGAUCAACGAGAAGCGGCAGGAGCUCCUGGCCCGCGAGAGCCAGCUGAAGGAGAUCGAGGCCCGCAUGAACAGGGAACAGAGCGGCCAACUGCAAGACCACGACGCAGACGAGGCUUAG
Alternaria ethzedia is the source of this 1128-nucleotide messenger RNA. RefSeq lists its product as uncharacterized. Gene Ontology annotation, biological process: cytoskeleton-dependent cytokinesis. The coding region runs from base 1 to 1128 and encodes 375 amino acids. Gene Ontology annotation, cellular component: cytosol; septin complex; septin ring. The transcript is spliced from 5 exons. Gene Ontology annotation, molecular function: GTP binding; GTPase activity; molecular adaptor activity. Lineage: Eukaryota; Fungi; Ascomycota; Dothideomycetes; Pleosporales; Pleosporaceae. The record is from RefSeq and is a predicted model, not a curated record.